AUGGCUUGCGCGGAAUCCGAACUCAUCGCAAAAGUGAAGUUUCCUUUGUACUGUGUCGCGGUUUUGAAUGAUCGACACAUCCUUGUCGCCGGUGGUGGGGGUGCCGCGAAUACCGGCGUCAAAAAUGGUGCCGAAAUCUACUCGAUUUCACACAACGGCGUCGUCAGCAAAGCCGAGCUCGUCAAAGAUAUAGACACUGGCAAGGACGCCGUCAUGAACUGCGCUUCUUUCAAGAAUGGCCUCACCACAUACCUUGCCGCUGGAGCUGAAGGUGAAACGCACAUAUUCGCUCUCAAAAGACGCUGGAAAAAAUGCGUGGAUGGCGAACUCAUUCCGGCAUCCACAAAAGAGUUCCCGUCUCAUCCCGAGAUCCGAAGACGCCGAAGUUCAAGCGUCUCUCAGUCACCUAAUCGCAAGCCGUCUGAACGCAGUGAAGAGAAAGUUGAAACGAAAGAUACCGAGAAACCGUCCACACCUUCAAAUUCUGAAGACAUCGUCGGCUAUGAUGUGGAAUGUGUGAAGGUGUUUCAGACCGACUAUGCCGCGGAAAGUUACCAGAAAGUCGUCCGUUCUUUCGCUCCUUCAACACUCAUCACCGGAGGAGUGGACGGAACCAUCCGGGUUUGGAACGCAGAAACUUAUGAGAAAACGCUGGAGAUUUCUCUGAAUGGUAAAGAAAUCGACGAUAUAUCUGUGUCUCUCGACGGGAAAGAACUCGUUUGCGUGCUGAAAGACCAAGUUGCUCCAGUGUUGAGUCUUGCAGAUGGAUCGAGAUUGAACGACGUUGUGUUUAAACCGCAGGAAGACGCUAAAUACUUCUUCAAGCGAGUGAAAUUCGCUCGACAUCAUCUGUUUUCCAUCAACAAUCCUGUAGGGAAGCCAAGAUUGCCAGGAUAUCUCGUGAAAUAUUCUUACCCCAAUUACAAACAAUUGAUCGCGCACAAGUCGAAAGAAACUCUAUCUGCUUUGGCCUUGAGUCAGGAUGAAAAUUUCCUUGCUGUUGGAACCAUGUUCGACGGCAGUGUCGAAAUCUUCAUUGCAUUCAGUUUACAGCUUGUAAAACGUGUUUCGGGUACACACAAAUCGUUCAUCACUGGUCUCGAGUUUUUUCCUGGACUUGAAGCUGCUUACGAUGCGUCAGUAGUGUCCAUAAGCGUUGACAACUCGGUUCAGCUUCAUCACGUGGAAAAACGGAGAGAGAUUCGUUUGCUCCCGGUGUUGAUUAUUGGAAUUCUUGUGAUCGUGGCCACAUUUUGUGGCUGCAAGAUGAAGGAAUCGCUUUUCGUUUCCUUCGGUUUACUGCUGUGUUUAGUGAUACAAAGUAUAGAUUGUCGUGGUGCCAAAAACUUCGAUGUGUUCCGCGGAAAAAGCCGGCGGUCGUCUGGCCGGAAAAGAUUCAUGGAAACGGAUGACCCGAGACCCAACAUAAUCCUCAUGAUCACAGACGACCAAGACGUUGAACUCGGAUCGCUGAAGUUCAUGCCAAAGACGUUAAAGUUGUUGCGAGACGAAGGAUCUGAGUUCUUCAAUUCUUAUGUUACCACACCAAUGUGUUGUCCAUCGAGAAGUUCCAUGUUGACCGGAAUGUAUGCCCAUAAUCACGGUGUUUUGACGAACAAGGAUAACUGUUCUUCUACCAACUGGAUCCGGAAUUUUGAACCCAAGACAUUUGCUCCGUAUCUGAGCAAAGCCGGCUACAGAACAGGGUAUUUUGGGAAAUAUUUGAACAAGUAUGACGGAAAUCGAGUCCCUCCAGGAUGGAAAGAAUGGGUUGGUCUCAUCCACAAUUCCAAAUUUUACAACUACACUGUGAAUGUGAAUGGGAAGAAGGUUUCGCAUGGGUUCAGCUAUGAAGCAGACUACUUCCCCGAUAAAAUUCUCAACGAUUCUGUGCGUUUUUUGAGGCAUUCCAAGCAGGCGUAUCCAGGGAAGCCAGUGUUCAUGGUGAUGAGCUUUCCUGGGCCUCAUGGCCCUGAGGACUCUGCUCCUCAAUACCAGCACAUGUUCUUCAAUGUUACCACGCAUCACACUCCUGCAUAUGAUUACGCACCAAAUCCAGACAAGAUGUGGAUUCUGAGGGAAAUGGAGCCAAUGGAGCCCAUCCACAAGAAAUUUACAGAUUUGCUUAUGACGAAGCGACUGCAGACAUUAUUGUCUGUCGAUGAUGCUGUUGAAAGGAUUGUAAGUGAACUGGCUGGACUCGGCGAGUUGGAGAACACGUACAUAGUUUAUACCUCAGACCAUGGCUACCAUUUAGGACAGUUUGGUCUUGUGAAGGGCAAAUCUUAUCCCUUCGAGUUUGACAUUAAGGUGCCAUUUUUGGUCAGGGGACCUAAUGUUGAACCAGGUGUGAGGGUUCCGAACAUUGUAUUGAACGUUGACUUGGCCCCGACUUUUCUGGACAUUGCUGGUGUCGAAAUCCCUCCGGAAAUGGAUGGGAAAUCUCUUCUUCCUGUUCUGGAGAGGUGA
This is a messenger RNA of Notodromas monacha, 2469 nucleotides long. NCBI's taxonomy places the organism in Eukaryota, Metazoa, Arthropoda, Ostracoda, Podocopida, Cyprididae. The record is from the annotation of a GenBank genome assembly.